Pelobates cultripes (western spadefoot toad) is the source of this 12157-nucleotide messenger RNA. NCBI's taxonomy places the organism in Eukaryota, Metazoa, Chordata, Amphibia, Anura, Pelobatidae. The record is from the annotation of a GenBank genome assembly.
GUUUCCAGUGUCUAAACAUCAACAUCUGAUCAGGAACCAUGAGAAACGAUGUGGAAUGUUCUCCUUUUGAACCAGUCAACAGGCACUAUUAUACCGGUGUGUAUUAUCCGAAACCUUACCAACAUAAUUCUUCACCUCAGUUUAGGAGCUUCAAUGGAGUCUAUCACAGAAUAAACUCUAAGCCUCAUUUUAAUGCCCACGGUGGACUAGACUUCUCUUCUAAUCAGUUUAUGUCCAGUCAUGAUCCUGAGGAACAUGUGCGUCCAAAGCAUUCCCAUUUUAACAAUACAAGAUGGAAUGGAUGGCAUAAUGAUCGACUGAAGGAAGAUACAAUUAGAUUCAAUGGGAAUGAAGCCAUACAGCUCAAUGGGAAAGAAACCAUGCACUUGAAUGGAAAGGAGACCAUGCGAGUUCUGAACAAUAGGUUGGCAUCAUACAUGACGGAAGUAGACUCAUUGAAAGAGCACAAUGCCCAGUUAGAGAAGACUAUCCGAGACGAGUAUCAGAAAAGUCAAGCUGAUUCUUAUCCGGAUUACAGUGAGUUCUACAAUAUUGUCGGUAAAAUCCAGACUAAGGUAACACAAACUACAAUAUUCUUUCUAUCUGUGUGAGUUUGUUUAUGUAAAUGGUUAUAGGGUAUAUGCUCAUUUCAAUUUGUGUGUGUUUAAUAGAUAUCAUCUGUCAAGACUGACAAUGCCAAUUUAGUUCAGCAGAUACAAAGUGCAUCUUUGGCUGCAGAAAACUUCAGAAAUAAGUAAGUUUGAAAUUCUGUCCUCCCAGAAUAAGUAGUCAAGCCAUUUAAAAACAUUUUGACAACUUACCGGUUCCAAGACAAGUGUCCGUAUAGUUGUACAGAAACUUGUGUAAAUGUUAAAAAUGUGUUAACAGAUGUAUAUACUUUCUGAAUUAUAUGGAUGAUGUGUUUUACAGUACAAUAGUUCAUUUUAAUAUAAGAUAUAGAAAACAAAAAAUAAAACAUAAAAAAAUGGUUUUCAUAUUUUGCGAGAUGUAUUACUUAUUUGAGUUUAUUUAAGCUGUUGGUUGUUGUAGAUUGAGAAAUAAUUUUCAUAAUUUAAAUGGACAUUCUAAACACUAUCACUUCAUCUCAUUUAAGUGAGUAUGGUGUCUGGAGUCCAAAAAACUCUUGUGGUGUAGCGCUAUAUUUAAAUAGAAGGGUAGUGAUAAAAACUAGGUAUAUAUCAAUACUACCUUGAAUAUUCCUUAUGUCUUUAUAUUCACAUAAGAGUAUAAAUUCUACAAGACAUAAAAAACAGACAAACCAAACAUAGUGCAAACUGUAUAAUAAAGUCCGUUAUAGAGAAUUAGGAAGGGAAUAUUUCCCACUCACAAUUUUAGGAGCUAAUAUGAAAUAGCUCAAUAUCUGCGCUCUUGGGGUCCGUAAAGGCGACCCUCACCCUUCUUGUGUAUAGAUGUCCUUGAUUUCCUGCAAGAAAGAGCAGAGACUUGAAACACUGCUGCAGGUCCAGGCUGAAACAAAAUGAAAGUGGAAAACACCAAUCCUUUCAUGAACAGUUUAACAUGAAUAAGGGACCCCUGGUGCCUACAACCCAGCCUCUACUGGAGGAACAGCUAAAACAGAGAUUACAUUUCACAGUAAUAAUACCAAUUCAUUGUAGCAAUGGUAUUUUGGUUUAGAUAAUUCAGUUUCUAAGUAAAUGCACCACAACGGGCAAGUCAAUAUGCAGACACUAAUUACAUUAACAAAAUAAAGGAAAUUGUAUAGGUUGGUUGAUAUGAAUUAUUUGUAUCUACUACUAGAUUUCUUUCAUUCUAUAAACUCUGGGGAAAUUGUACGUACUUUGGAAGUCAUGAAUGACCAAUUACCAAGAAUUACUCAGUCUUCCUGUCUUGCCAAUACACAUGUAGUACAGAGCAUGUCAAUAUCGUUUGUUUUUGUUAGCCAUAUUGCUUCAUGUUUUCACUACACCAUGAGUUUUGGUUACCUGAGAACCUACUUACAAAAUGGAAAAAAAGCUGACCAAUUCACUAAAUAUAAUGUUUUUUUUGUUUUGUUUUGUUUUCAGUAAUUUUGCUCAGCAUUAUGUAAGUUGAUUGUUGAUACACAAAAUCUCUGUGUUUCCUAAAGAUAUGAUGAAGAGUCUAGAAUGAAGACCACGGCAGAGGAAGAUAUCUAUCGUAUGCAGAGAAUUGUCGAGGCAGUACAGAUGGAAAGUCAAACCCUGGAUGCGGAUAUCGAGAAUCUCUUACAAUUAAUUGCACAUUUAAACAGCGAGCAUGAGGAGGUAUGUUGAAAGCUUUGAAUAGGCAAAUAAUAUUGGUGUGCAUUUUAAUAAAUAAUAUAUUUAAAGGUAACCUGGCUCCUUUUAUGGUAGAGAAGACAACCAGUAGAAGCUUAGGAAAAGUCAGCACAUAAAGUGGUUGUAAGAGGUUUGUUUGUGAGACGCGCCUCUUUUCUCAAAAAACAAAACGGACUGGGUUUACGUGAUUGUCAUAGACAAAUCGCAAUAAUUUCUAGACAAAAUAAAGCUCAACCCUCGAACUAGCAGAACAGCUUACAACACUCCAUACCCGAUUGAAGGUGCUUAAUGCGGAAGGAGCUAAGCGGAUGCUCUAUAAAUUAAGAGCUAAAGAGUACCAUAGAGGUGGGAAGGCUAAUAAACAUUUAGCUUCUAGGCUUCGUAACAAGUACUCCAAUCUUAAAAUCCCUUACUUGAUAGGAAGUGAUGGCCUAAAGAGAACUACUCCUAUAGAAAUUUGUCAAGAAUUUGCAAAUUUCUACGCCAAAUUAUACAAUCUUAAAGAAGAUAGUAGUAUCCAUAAUGUGAGUACACAAGAUAUAACUUCAUUCUUAACCUAGGCCGAUUUACCUCAGAUUAAUGAUAUUCAAUUAGAUAUACUGCUUAAGCCUAUCGAGCUUAAGGAGGUGCUAGACACAAUUGAUAAACUACCACAAGGGAAAUCACCAGGAGUAGAUGGGUUGACGAAUGCCUAUUAUUAAAAAAUAUGCAAAAGACCUUGGUCCGCAUUUAUUAAAAGUUUUUCACAAGGCAGCAGUUACGGGUAAGCUCCCGAUGGAGAUGCUCCACGCUACUAUAGUAACCAUAACGCUCUUAAAUACAGAUGCGAAAAAAAAUUCUGCAAAAAUCCUGACAAAUAGGAUUAAAAGUGUAUUACCAUCUUUAAUUGGAGAUGAUCAGACAGGGUUUGUACAGGGGAGACAGGGGAUGGAUAACACUAGAAAACUAGCACUAAUUUUGGACUAUCUGAGAAGGGCCAGAGGAGGUGGACUUCUGUUAGCAUUAGAUGCUGAAAAAGCUCAGCUGGCCCUUCCUCCAACAGACAUUGGGUGCCUAUGGGUUCCCACAGCAACUAAUCAAACAGAUUUUUGCUUUAUAUGCAUAACCCAUGGCCCAAGUAUUAGAGGCAGGCUUUAUGUCCCCCCCAUUUAAGUUAAGCAAUGGAAAGAGGCAGAGGUGUCCGUUGUCUCCGCUAUUGUAUGUGCUCGCAUUAGAACCCCUCUUGCGAAUCAUCCGAAAUAACUCCGGUAUACAGGUAUUCAAGUCAACAGUAUAGAAUAUAAGCUCAGCGCAUUUGCGGAUGAUGUCUUACUUUAUAUUAACAACCCUAUAAAUACACUUCUGAUACUUGUACAGGUAAUAAGAGAAUAUGGUUUCCAUUCUUACUACUUAUUAAAUACUACCAAAACGCAAGCUCUGGGAUAGACUACUGGGUUACAAAUACACUACAUAAAAGAUACCCCUUUGAAUAGAGGCACGAUAAUAUAAAAUACUUAGGGAUAACCUUUUCUAAGAAAUACACCGAUUUGAUUGCAUGUAGUUAUGUUAGGGUAUGGAAGGAGUGUAAGUGGAUACUGUUAAAAUGGAGGUCCCUUUUUCUCACCUGGACAGAAAGAAUAGUUGCGAUUAAAAUGUCCAUCCUCCCUAGGCUACAAUACGUUUUUCGGAAUCUCCCGCUGUCUAUACCACAUUCUUAUUUUAAAUCAAUUCAAAAGGAUAUCAUUAACUUUAUUUGGUGCAAAGGGAGCCGCCGGGUGUCUAUGAAACUUUUGAGAGCACCAACCAGGGUAUGGGGGGUGUCAUGCAUCUAUUUUAGCGGCUGGUAUGGCACAUUUUGAUAAUCACAACCCUCCUCAGUGGGUUCAAAUGGACAAAACACAUGAUGUCGCCAUAUGAUAUCACACACAUUUUAUGGCUUCCCAAACAGUUUUGGCCCUUUCUAAAAAUAGUCCUGGAUCAGAUAGCCUUGCUAAUAAAAAUUUGGGAUAUACACAGAUAUAAGUUAAGUAGACAACUAAUCUCCAUUGCUACUCCUACGGAGGCUCUCAUAUAUUGCAUUCCUACCUUUUAUGCAAAACCAUGGAGGGAGAGACUCUUUGAUUACUUUAUGAUAUCCCAUUGACCUCUCAAUUCUCCUAUAGACAAUUGCAUUAUUUUAUGCAUAAACAAGGAACACAGCCUUUAUCCCAGGAUAUAAUUAUUGAUCAAUUUACAAUAUGGGAAAAUUAUGUAUUGAUACAAAAUUAUCUACGCUAUGUAAUCCAAUCUCCACAUGUUAGCAAGUAUUAUUAGACUAUACACCUCUUUCAGAGGCCACACCUGGGAAACAAUGGGUAGAAGAUUUGGACAUUGAGAUUUCCAGGGAACAAUGGACUGAUAUAUCUUAAAUACUAAUAAAUUGAUUAAAUCAGCCUCACUUAUAGAACAAAAUAAGAAAAUGAUUUAUAGGUGGCACAUGGUCCCAGAGCGGAUCCAUAAAAUGUAUCCUUCUACUCUACCUACUUUUGGAGUCAAUAUAAUAUUGAAUCGGUAAUACACAUAUGGUGGAAAUGCCCACAAAUUCAAUCCUUUUGGGAGGAGGUACACACUUUUUUACAAGAUCUUACAAAAAUUCAAUUGUCAUAUGAUCCCCUAAUAUUUUUGCUAUUGCAUCUCCCCACAAUUAUACCCAAACACCUUAAAAAAAUUAAUUCUCCAUGUAGUAUUAACGGGUCAACGAUGUAUCGCACGAGCGUGGAAAACUACUAAAAUUCCUAAAAUUGAGAGGGUAUACUCUGAACUUGAUGAGCAAUGGCUUUAUGAAUGCUGCUUUAAUAGCGAAUAUCAAUCUAUUCAAAUUGUGAAAGCAGCAUGGGAUAUUUGGGACAAGUGGAGAUUGGUAACCUUAAGUAGGGAGGAGGAGCAAUGAUUUUAAAGAAUAUACUACGCUGUUUAUAAAGAUAUUGUGAUCCUAGAAUGUUUAGAAGGAAUUAAUUAGUUAUAUAUGAAAUGUGAACCUUUAACUUAUAAGUGAUCAGAUUGGAGUACUAUGGUAAUGUUAAUGCAAUCAGUAUCUAUUGUUGUGUAACAUUUGCAACAAACGCUUUUGUAUUUGUAUUGCAAUGACUUAUAUGAUGCUAACUAACUGUAUUUGAUUUUUUUUUGUACCCCUAACUUAUGAAAAAAUAAAAAAUCUUCAAGAUUAAAAAAAAAGAAGCUUAGCAAAGACAAAUGUCUGUGACAAAUCUAACUACUCUUUAAUAUUUAAAAAAAAACAAGAAAUCAAAAAGACUACUUAGCGUGGACAGCCUACAACAGUAGAAUAGAAGCAAAUAUAAACCAAAAAAAUAUAUAUUUUACCUAAAGAAAAAGAGUUUCACCUUGUCACAUACACACACCUGUAUAUAUAGACACAUCUGGGUCAUCUAUAACUGUUGGUGGUACUAAUUUCUUUGACAUUAAAGUUAAUUUUGUUGCUACUACCAAGCUAUGUUGAGCUCUAGACACAAACUAGUUAAAAUGAAUAUGUAGUGUGUUUCAACAAAUAAAUAAUUUAACAGAAAUGGUGAUACACGUCAUUUUAUUAUUGUUUGUGAUGGUAAUUAAAUGUGAACGUUUACAUAUUUGACCACUAUUCAUUGACAUUGACAGUUGUUUCUUCAUUUGCAUCAUGCAAUUGAUUAUUGUGUGAGUAACUAUUUAUUGAACAGACAACAUUACCACUAAUUUGAAUGUUUUUUUUAAUUGGUUUGAAAAGGCAAUAAAAAGUCUAUUGAAUCUUUAUGAACAUUACACAGGACAAAUUGAUGGACAGCUAAAUGGGCCAUUAAGCAAGUCAUCCUAUGUGAUUCUACAUGGGAAGAAUGCUGUGAUUUUAAGAGAUAAUAUAUAUAAAAUGUAUAGUACUUAUUUAGUAGUGGUUAAAUUAUUUUUACAAAGACUGUUAAAUAUUUUAUAAACAUAACUUGCAUUACAAGGCUAAUAGAUCAUCUUGUCCACUGGUAUAAAAAUUACAAAACUUUAACAUGAUAUGCUUUUCAGUAAUACAUGUUUACAUUACUGCCUAGUAACACCUUUAGUGGCAGUCACUCAGAUCGCCACUAACGGUGCUUCCUGGGUCAGUGCUGCAGUGUGCAGCACUGCCGUUCUGUGUCUCAGCGCUUCCCAUGCAUCCCCAUAGAGAUGAAUUGAUGCAUUGAGGAGAUACUGAUUGGUGCAGCGUUUUGUCAUGCAUGCACAAUAUCCUCCCAAUGCUUUCCUAUGCGAAAACAUUGGAAUGGCUGAGAUUGUCAAAUUUGAUGAUCUCAGCCAUGAAGGUGGGGGUGAAGUGGGGCCAACCAUGGUGGAAGUGGCGUGGUGCUGGAAAAAAGGUAAGUAAAAUACCAUUUCAAAAGGAGGCACAGGGGGCGGACAUCUAAAGAGUGAUUUUACCACUAUACAUUUUUGUGUUCCUGACACUAUAGUGUUCCUUUAAGUAUACAGCGUAACUAAAGAUAUUUUAAAAGUAAUUCCAGAGUCUCUUUAAAUACUGAACUCAAUUACUGAAUCAAAGUUUACAAGCUGCUAAUUUUUAACAUUUUAAUGAUAUCUUCUUUGCGGAAGGAGGUGAAUCGUCUUGGCGUUCAGCUGGGAGUCAGAGUCAAUGUGGCAAUGGAUGUAGCACCAACUAUGGCUUUAACCGAAGCUUUGUCGGAAGUUCGAGAGGAAUAUGAAAGUCUUUUAGAGAGGAACCUAAAAGAGGCUGAGGACAUCUUCCGUUCAACAGUAAACCAAUUAAUCUGAUUUGCAUAAUUUCUUAUUUUAUAUUUGCUCAAUAUUUUAAGAGAUGCAGUUCUUCACUAAAUACUGAACUGCAAUUAAUUAACAACUGCAUUACAUAAUUGAGGCAAGAAGUGCUGUUUUGGAAGUACUCUCCAGCUCAGCUAUAGUCAUAACCUAGGGUAAAAUACAGUAAUGUCACUCGCAAAUGGCGGCCAGUAAGAGAGUCCCUUUAAAUACAAUUUAACGGGAGAACUAAAUAAGGGAUCUAAAAGCUCAUUCCUAGGUCUCCUAUACUUGGUAAGGUCUACUAAUUUUCCACUAGGCAUACCACAGUAAUAAUUUUUCGGGCAUCAUGGUGGUCAUGAUAGAUGUGGUUUAAUGUUUACAUGAUUCAUGCCCACAACAGCGUAGUCUAUUUAAUGUUAACAUUAUCAUCAAGUUACCAAUACUAUAUAAACCCCUGCUAUUUUUCAAAUGCAUUCCAAUUUUUAACACUCUUUAGUCUCUCUAAAACCAAGUUCAUUUUAGUUUUUUAACCCCUUAAGGACCAAGGUCAGUUCGGGACCGUCAUCGGCAUUUUCCCAUUGCCGACCGCUGACCCUCCUGAACCGUCCUAACGGUCCUAGUUACUUACCUGAUUGCCGUCGUUCCCCCGGCGGUGAUCAGCGUUGCUCCCGUUGUGGGGAGACUGCCUGCAGCCCAGACAGUCUCCCCACACUGAAUUAGGACCACUGUGGCCAUGUGAUCGCUCAAUACAGCGAUCACAUGGUCACAAUAGGUGUCCAUGUGUCUGCCUGCAGGGGGACUGUCUGUGCUGACAGGCAGUCUCCCUGCAUAUGUAAAAUCAAAAAUAAAAAUAAAGUUAAUGUUAAUAAAAAAAAAAAAUUAUAUAUAUAUAUAUAUAUAAUUAGAUAUCAUAUAUAUAAUGUCAUACUAAGUGUAUUUUUAUAUUAAUAUGUACUUAUAUUAAUAUAAAAAUACACUUAUAAUUAAAUUACACACGUAUAUAUAUAAUAUAUAUAAUAACUAUAUAUAUUGCAUAUAUAUAUAUUAUUAUAAAAUAUAAAUAAUAAGUAAUUUAAAUGAAAUUACAUUUUUUUUAAAUAAUAAAAAUGGAAAGAAAUAUAUAUAUCUAUAUGAAAUUUUAUUCUAACUGUAUUUUAAAAUGAAUAUAUAUAUAUAUAUAUAUAUAUAUAUAUAUAUUUAUAUCAAAAUACACUUAGAAUGAAAUUGUAUAUAUAUCUAUGUAUAUAUAAAUAAAUAAAAAUAAUACGAAAUAUACAUAUAUCCAUAUACAAAAUUACAUAAAUAAUUAUAUAAAUAUACACGUAGACUUCAAAUAUAUAAAUAUGCAUAUAUAUUUAAAUUCUACGUGCGUAUUUAUGUAAUAUUUUUACAUAAUUCAGUAAUUUUAUUGAUUGCAAUUUGAGGGACCUGCCUGCCAACCCAGGCCGAAAUUCCAGAGAAUUGAAUUUGCUAGCACUGUAUUUUACCCUGUAACGUUCUACGACACCCUAAAACCUGUACAUGGGGGGUACUGUUUUACUCGGGAGACUUCGCUGAACACAAAUAUUAGUGAUUCAAAACAGUAAAACAUAUCACAGCGAUGAUAUUGUCAGUGAAAGUGACUUUUUUUGCAUUUUUCACACACAAACAGCACUUUUACUGAUGAUAUAAUUGUUGUGAUACGUUUUCCAGUUUUUAAACACUAAUAUUUGUGUUCAGCGAUGUCUCCCGAGUAAAACAGUACCCCCCAUGUACAGGUUUUAUAGCAUUUUUGAAAGUUACAAGGUCAAAUAUAUGGGUCAAAUAUUUUUACAUUGAAAAUGGCCAGGUUGGUUACGUUGCCUUUGAGAGCGUAUGGUAGCCCAGGAAUGAGAAUUACCCCCAUGAUGGCAUACCAUUUGCAAAAGAAGACAACCCAAGGUAUUGCAAAUGGGGUAUGUCCAGUCCUUUUUAGUAACCACUUGGUCACAAACACUGGCCAAAAUUAGCGUUCAAUUUAGUUUUUUUACUUUUUUUACACACAAACAAAUAUGAAUGCUUACUUUGGCCAGUGUUUUCGACUAAGUGGCUACUAAAAAAGACUGGACAUACCCCAUAUUGAAUACCCUGGGUUUUCUACUUUAAAAAAAAUAUGUACAUGUGGGGUGUUAUUCAGAGAUUUAUGACAGAUAAUAGUGUUACAACGUCACUAUUGAUAAAUUUUAAAAAUGUAUGUUUUGAAACCGCAAUAUCCUACUUGUACCUAUAGCCCUAUAACAUGCAAAAACAAGCAAAAAAAAGCACAUAAACACUGGGUAUUUUUAAACUCAGGACAAAAUUUUGAAUCUAUUUAGCAGUUUUUUCAUUCGCUUUUGUAGAUGAGUAAAAGAUUUUUCAAGUAAAAGUAAAAAUACAUGAGAUUAUAUAAAUAAUGGUAUGUAAAGAAAACCCCUUUUGUCCUGAAAAAAACAAUAUAUAAUUUGUAUGGGAACAGUAAAUGAGAGAGCAGAAAAUUACAGCUAAACACAAACACCACAAAAGUGUAAAAAUAUGCCUGGUCGCAAAUGUACAACAUCGCAAAAACAGUCCAGUCCUUAAGGGGUUAAAGAAUGGGUGGGGAUAUUUAUAGUAUCUCGUUACGGCUCAUCAACAGUUAGAAAGCUUCAGGCUGGUUACCCCAUGGAAAAUGGGGAGGUUAACAAAUGGGUACUGAGAAUUCAUCACUGUAUUCUACCAUCUGCAAAAACAAAAAUUACUCUUCAUAAUGAGAUCCUCAUUAUUAUUUACAUAAUUAAAUUUUUUGGUCGUAUAUGCCUGUGUAAAGAUAACUAGUCUGAGGAAGAGUCUUCUUGAACAAUAAAGUAGAACACAGUUGCUAAAUCCAAUGCAAGAAGAUACACAACGAUUGAGGUGAGAUUAUACUCAAAUCAUCCAAAAAAGUCCAAAAGGUCAGGGCAGGCAGCCUAGUUUCAAAGUCUAAAUCUGAACGAAUGAAAACAUGAAUGAAAAGUGCCAUAGCGGUGAUUAUGGUUUUUGCUUACCUCCAUUGUACCAUUUUUUCCGGGACCAGACUUACAUUUAAAGUCCUUCCCACAAUGCUGGUAGGUUUAUGUGAAUGUUCUGCAUAGGGUAUGAAAACUGCACGCAAGGUAUAACUGCAGAGUGUAGAGUAUGAAUGUUAUAUGCUGGACAUUGGAAAUGGACAAAGAGGGGAACUUUAAUUUUAGGGGUGUAAGUGUGGCCUGGGGUGGGGUUGUUCUAAGAAAUUUUAGGUGACUUACUAAUAACUAUUUAUGCAACUAAAAUUUAAUUUAAAACAAGAACAAUGUAUCUUAUUUACACAUACUGAUUUCUAAACACAAAAAUGUGAGUAUUAUUGCCGUGGAGCUCUGUUAUACACUCAGAUACACCAGCAAUAUGCAGAUCCUACAAUAGAGAGGUAGAUAAUGCUCAGCCCAAAAUAGGGACAGUCCCUCUUAAAUAGGGACACUUGGUAGGGUUAAAAACUUUUUAUAUACUCACCCGAUUUCAGCACCUAUCUCUUACGACGUCAUUAGUCAGGGGUCCUAAUGCUCAUGUGCGGUGAGCACUGCAAGCGCAUUAGGCCCUCCCAGUAGGAAAGUAUGGCUUCAAUGCCUUCCUACGGGGAUUUAACAGAAAGCGUAAUGACGUCCAGCAUUAAUUAGGGGCCAAAAGUCGCCUAGCAAGUAAGAUAUGCCUCUAAUGGCUGUCUAAUUGACCGCCACUAGAGGCAGUAUUAGUCCUGCAAGGUAAUCAUUGCAAUUUCUCUAAAACUGCAAUGAUUUACAUUGCAGGACUAAGGGGGACAGGAACACAGCACUCAAACCACUUCAUUCAGCGGAAGUGGUGUAGGUGCCUUUAGUGUCCCUUUAACUGUGGAAUUUUGACAGCUCAGUUAUUAGUUCUUAAUAGUUUAUCAGCCUGUUUCAAAGCUAGUAUUUGGGAUGGCGAAGAUUCAUACAUUCACUUGAUAAAAUUUUCCCAUGGUCGUUGUAUUGCAGCAUUCAGAAUUGGAGCACAGGCUAUUUUCUGGUAAAGAAGAAUUGCAGGAAUUGAAGGAAGAGAUCAUUGACCUGAAGCACACAGCACACGCUAUGGAGAUAAAACUACAGACGCAACUCCAAAUGGUAUGUUUCUGGAUUUGUAUUAUUUCAAGCAAAUGCUUAGUUUCCCAUUAGUAUAUACCGACUAUCUAGACAAAUAUCUCUUGCAAUGAUCUUUAUUAAUUCCUUCAAUACCAUUAUCGAGUAUAAAUAUUUUUAUUUUCAUGUAUUUUGCAGUAUAAAAUCUUGUUCAUAAAGUCUUACUCAUCCUCAAUUAUACAGUGAUGGCUAACAUGGACACCAUAAAUUGUUUCUGGACUACAUUUCCCAUGAUGCUCAGCUAGCUUUUAGAGUCUAAAAGCUAGCUGAGCAUCAUGGGAAAUGUAGUCCAGAAACAAUUUAUGGGUGUCAAGGUUAGCCAUCACUGCUGUAGAGGAACUAAUUUAUCUGGCCGAAGCCACUAGUCACUUAUAUAAUGAAUGUAAGUUGCUAAAAAUGCCUACUCAACCCCUGCUUUCAAACAGUACAGGAAGUGUGACUGGCUGAUACCAUUCUUACAGUCAAGGAGGGGGAGGAGUGAAUGGGCUCUACCAUUUCACUGUCAGCAUUACAUUAGCAGUUCAGAGAUUGAUAAAGAUUUCUAUAGCAGUUUUAAAUACCUUUACAUUAGAAAUAUAUGAUUUAAUUGUAUUUACUGUAUGUGGGCAAUGUGCUCAAAUGCAGACAUUAUUUUUAGUUAUUUGUCAUUUAUUUCAAAACAUGGUUUCCAUGAGCCACCCACCUCCACCUCUACACAUUCAUCAUGAAGCUGUCAUCAUUGUAUCUUACUUUAUUGUACAAUUUACUUUGAUUUGUUGGAUUUAGAAAUCGGUUCUCGAGACAAGUCUUGAAGAGACAUUCGAGAAUAACUCUGUGCAGCUCACAGAGCUUCAGAGUGACAUAGACACCUUGCAAAGUCAACUGGAAGACGUCCUAGUGUAUAUGAAAGAUCAAGACGAAAAGUAUGGGAUUCUCAGUGACCAGAAAACAUUCUUGGAGAUGGAGAUUGCUUCUUACAGACACCUGAUCGAAGGCUCUGGGUAUGUAUAA